CGUCCAGGGCGCGCCCCUCCCGCUGCCAGAGAGCCCCAGGCCCCCGCCCCGCCCGCCCGCCCACGGCAGCGAGCGCCGCCCCCCUGGCCCGGCGCCCAGCGGAGCGCCAUGGAGAAGGCGGUGGGCCUCUCUUCGAAGGGCACCGGCCUCAAGGGGGACAAGAUCAGCACGGAGAAGCAGCCGGUCGGCAAGGGCGGGGCGAACCGCUACAAGAGCCGCGGCGGACCCUGCCCCUCCAAGGGGCGCCAGGCCGACAAGAGACGGCCAACCAGAUACUCCAGAGGCAGCAGCAGCAGCAGCAGACCCGGGCAGGAGUCCGAUGUGGCCGCAGAGCCGGAGCUGGCGCAGCGGGUCGAGGCGCAGGGCGGCUCGCAGCGCGCGGCGGCGGGGAGUCCCUCGAGGUCGAGCAAGGUGAAGCAGUUGCUGGUAGCAAACUUCAGCAACAUGCUGGAUUCUAUACCAGAGGCUGCGGACGAGGACAACGAGGACGCCAGGCUGUCCGACGCCAUGCGGGAGGCCAUCUACCGGUCCCCGCUGGUGGCCGGGUUGGUGGAGGGCGCCGCGCCCUCCAGCCGCAGGCGCGCCGAGCCCGCCCCCCCCUCUCCUGGCCAGGGCGCAG
This is a messenger RNA of Prorocentrum cordatum, 619 nucleotides long. The record is from the annotation of a GenBank genome assembly. Lineage: Eukaryota; Dinophyceae; Prorocentrales; Prorocentraceae.